AUGAUCCACAGUCAUGUUGACUAUCAGCCAUCUGGAGAUGGUUGGAAGGGUAACCCUGACCUUCCAACGUCAGGGGAGUUGCUGCGUGAGCAGCGUUACAUACGGGAUCUCCCCGUGAACCCUGUGGACCGCCCUUGGUCCUCGAAAGACGCCUACCUGAAUGCCCAGUACGAUAUCCUCCGGUGUGAGGGCAUCGAGGGCUUGCGGUACUCCGUAUCCUGUUUCAGACAGCAGCCGAACAUGAGGGAUGAUCAAAACACUUGUGUUUACGUUUCGACACACGUUCGUGGCUACCUGAUGACCCGCCUCGGUCCUUUGUGUCGUAUCGCAUUCUCCACUUCCCGUGCUGGAAAGAAGAUCAGGUGGCAACAGUCGAAGCGGCUCACGCCAGGGACACUCGUUGCCAUCUCGACCGUAGAGGACGGAUUUCAGAAGAUUUGCAAGGUGGCCGUAGUCGCGCAACGACCAUACGCCGGUGGAUUAGAUCAGAAUCCUCCCGAGAUCGAUAUCUCCUGGGCUGAUAUUGAUGACGCGGUUGUAGACCCAUCCCAGGGUUUGAUCAUGAUCGAAUCUCGCAAUGGAUACUUCGAAGCAGUUCGACACGCCUUGGUCGGUCUCCAACAUGCAGCAACUACCUCAUCUCCCUUGGACAAGUACAUUGUAUCUUGCGAUAGGUCUGAUCAGUCUGUUGAGAGCCCGUCGGCUACCUGGAACCUGUCCUCUAUUGUUCACCAUCUCCCUCAGGACACUGGAGAUGAGUCUUCGACCGACCCCUUUUUACUUACGAGUCUCAAGGCCUCCGUUGCGGAGCAUGAUAUUCGUGCUGGAAUGCCAGACAUGAAAGACUGUACGACACUCGACGCAUCACAGCUCGCAGCGCUUCAUCGUAUAGUCACCAAGGAAUUGGCCAUCGUCCAAGGUCCUCCAGGUACAGGCAAAACCUUCACUUCAGUAUCAGCCAUACGAGUCAUGCUCGAUAACCGGCAGCGUCAAGAUCCGCCUAUCGUCGUGUCAGCUCAGACAAAUCAUGCACUGGACCAGUUACUCCUUCUCUGUCAGGAUGCUGGAGCGAAGAUCUUACGUGUAGGAGGGCGAACGGAUAACGAACGCAUGAAAAAGCGAACAGUGUACUCCCUGCGGCAAAGGUGCAAGAACAUGGUGGACGGUGGAUUCAGAACUCUCGAACGGGAACGAAACGCCAAUAUCAACUCAUUGUUGGAAAUCGCAGGUGGCCUGUUUGGUGGAGACAUACUGCAACCUGAACAGCUCAGAGACGCGGGUCUCAUCACCAAUGCACAGUACGAGUCGCUCACCGACCAACUUGAAUGGGAAGAUGCAACUGAGUCACCUGUAUCCUUGUGGUUAUGUGACCAGCAAAUUCUUGCAUCUCAACAGGAAGAAAUUGCAUUCAAUGAGGAAGAGGUCAAUGAAGAAGUUGCUGCGGAAUGCGAGUUCGAUCUCGACCUUGACAAUCUCGCUGCCGGUGAAGACGAGGAUGACCGUAUCCGAGGCACUUUCGUUUCGUUUACUCAGAAGUGGACGGGCCGAGUGCCGAGCAUAGGACAAUGGCGGCAAAAAUGCAAGGAGAUUUUGAAGUCCGAGGACGAUCUCUGGAAAGUCAUGAAAGGCCUCCGUGGUGGUGUGUACCUCCUGAUGCUCUCCGAAUUCCGAGCUCUUCAGGCUGGCCGAAUCCGUACACUACUCAAAGAAGCUUCGUUACGCGCAAAAGAGAUGAAAUCCAACAAAUGGGCCAGGGAUCUGACCAUCAUUCAUCAGCAAUCAAUCUCCAUUGUCGGAUGCACCACCACCGGUUUGACCAAGUAUCGUGGCUUUCUCGCAGCCAUGGAACCUCGAACCGUCCUCAUUGAGGAAGCUGCCGAGACUCGCGAGGCGAAUGUGACUUCGGCACUGUAUCCAUCCGUACAGCAGCUUAUCUUGGUGGGAGAUCAUCAGCAGUUGACGCCACACUGCGAUAUUCAACAGCUUGGAGAAGAUCCCUAUAAUCUCAAUGUCUCUGUCUUCGAGAGACUCGUCAACAUGGGCGUGCCGUAUCAGAUGCUGAAUAGACAGCGUCGCAUGGCUCCGGAACUACGGUACAUUGUUGGAAAGUUUUAUCCAUCGCUAUUGGAUCAUGCUCUUGUUACAGAUCCUCGCCAGCGUCCGCUUAUUCCAGGUAUGGGAGAGCGACGCUCUUGGUUCUUCACGCACAACUGGCCGGAGGAAGCAGACUCUGAUGGCUCCAAAUCAAAUGAGUCCGAAGCAGAAAUGAUCGUCAAGUUCGUCACAUACCUCGUAAACAAUGGUGUGAAGAUUGAGCAGAUCACUGUCCUGACCUACUACAACGGUCAAAGAAAGAUGCUCAUCAGAAAGUAUCGCCAACAUGGUCUUGUCAGUGAUGCUGCUUUCAACAUCUUCACUGUGGACUCUUAUCAGGGUGAGGAAAAUGACAUUGUGAUUCUCUCUCUAGUCCGUAGUCCGCAGACGAACAAGCCGUUUGCCAUCGGCUUUCUGAAAAGCUGGAAUCGUGCAACGGUUGCUAUCAGUCGUGCUCGUAGAGGAUUCUACAUGUUCGGAAACAAAGACAACCUGCUGAAUACACCGUGUCCAGAGUCAUUUGAGCUCUGGGCAAGUAUUUGGAACGGGUUUGCAGAGCAGGAGCGUGUGAACAUGGCUAAAGGGCUGCCGCUCGUUUGCCGAAACCACAGCAAUGAGGUGUGGUGCACUGAGCCGGACGACUUCACAAGUAGCGAGAUCAAUCAUCACCCCAUUCGGGAGCAGUGGCGUCAGACCACGAUGAGGAACGGCCGGCGCGGUUCAGCAAUUCAAGAGCAACCUCGCAAUCGCCGACAACCACAACCUAUGGACUUGAUCUACACCGAAGCCUCUCCUCGCCCUGAACCCAACAAACAGCAAGCCAACAGUGGCACGCCAGGUUUCCCGGUCAAUACUGUGUCCGAAGCGCAUUUGGGCUAUGGUUUUGAGGCAGAAGUCGUCGGUGUUGUCUCUCGAGGAGUUUCCGGUGCUCGAUCUUCAUCAUCCAGAAGCGCCAUGCCUGUUAAAAAGAACGACUCCAGCCAGGACGAGUGGCUCAUUGAGCUUUAA
Molecule: messenger RNA, 3102 nt
Organism: Phaeoacremonium minimum UCRPA7
Lineage: Eukaryota; Fungi; Ascomycota; Sordariomycetes; Togniniales; Togniniaceae
Product: putative atp binding protein
Exons: 3
Coding region: 1-3102 (1033 amino acids)
Biological process (GO): regulatory ncRNA-mediated heterochromatin formation
Cellular component (GO): nuclear RNA-directed RNA polymerase complex
Molecular function (GO): helicase activity
Source: RefSeq, a predicted model, not a curated record